CCCGCCGCGGAACCCGCCCGCGCGGCUGCGGCUGCAGCCCGGAGCCGAACGGCGGCGGACCCGGAGCGGCCCCGGUGGAGGCCCCGGUCCCGACCCCGCUCGGCCCCGCCAUGGCCCGGGACCCGGCCUUCGUGCUGCGCUACCUGGCCGAGGUGGAGGAGCUGGCUGAGGACGUGCUGGCGGCACGGCAGCAGAUCGUGGACCUUGACGUGAAGCGGAACCGCAACCGCGAGGCCCUGCGGGCGCUGCAUAAGGACCCGGAGCCCGACGGGAAGGCCAUGGUUUGUUUCGGGAACAUGUUCAUCGAGCUGCCGAAGGCAAAGACCCGGGAGAUCCUGCGGCAGGACCAGGAAGAGCUGGAUGAGGAGAUAAACAACCUCCGGAAAGAGCUCCGGGUGAAGGUCAACCAGCUCUAUGAAGCUCAAGGCAAACCUGAGCUGAAGGGGUUUAACCUGAAUCCUAUGUCUGCUGAGGAAAUGAAACUCAUCAACCGCAUCCUGGAGGGCUGAGGUGGCCAUGCCAUUGUCACAGCGUGUUUGGCUGUCACUGUGGGUUCAUGUUUCCAUAGCCACAGUCCUUGGGAUUUGCAAGGACACUGCUGUGUCCAGAGCCCACCCAAGUGAGGGCCCUGGGAACCAUUUGGCUGCUCAGCUACAACACUGCAGUUUGUUUGGAUCACAAACCCCUUUUCCUUGCUGGAACUCAGGUGGCAGAGCCGUGCUGGAUGCAGCACUGGGCAAAGGCCCACGGCUGGGGUGGAGGUGGGAUCAUUAAAAUCAGAGCAGUGGGACA
Messenger RNA from Poecile atricapillus (Black-capped chickadee), 792 nucleotides. RefSeq names its product p53 and DNA damage regulated 1 (gene PDRG1). Gene Ontology annotation, cellular component: prefoldin complex. Gene Ontology annotation, biological process: protein folding. The coding region runs from base 111 to 509 and encodes 132 amino acids. The transcript is spliced from 5 exons. The record is from RefSeq and is a predicted model, not a curated record. NCBI's taxonomy places the organism in Eukaryota, Metazoa, Chordata, Aves, Passeriformes, Paridae.